Molecule: messenger RNA, 2773 nt
Organism: Labrus bergylta (ballan wrasse)
Lineage: Eukaryota; Metazoa; Chordata; Actinopteri; Labriformes; Labridae
Gene: galnt18b
Product: UDP-N-acetyl-alpha-D-galactosamine:polypeptide N-acetylgalactosaminyltransferase 18b
Biological process (GO): protein O-linked glycosylation
Cellular component (GO): Golgi apparatus
Molecular function (GO): polypeptide N-acetylgalactosaminyltransferase activity
Source: RefSeq, a predicted model, not a curated record
UACUCCGGUCAGAUCCACUUCCACUGUAAAUCAGUGCGCAGCGAGGCGCGUGCAGGAGCAGCGGCGGCUGUCAGUCCUCACCAUCCCUCCCAUUGGCUGCUGCAGGAUGCUGCCUGUUUCCUUGAUCUUCACAUGCAACUGGAGCUGACGGAGGUUUGCAAUGUUGCGAGGGAGGAAACCUUCACCUGUAGAUUUUUGACAGCAACCUGCGUCAAUUCACAUCACUUUUUUUGAGCAAAAGCUUUGCGCUUUGGAUUCUGCACAUCUGUAAAAUCGCUGGAAAUAACUUCAUAAUUGCGUUUUCUUUACGGGCGUCUGUCGCCCUGUGCUCCGGUUAAACGGGAUCCUGCAGGCUGUAUGGAGGGAUGUCGGCAUGGCUUGCACCAGGAGAACCAAAACUUUGGUGUCCACAUGCGUGAUCCUGAGCGGCAUGACCAACAUAGUGUGCCUGCUCUAUGUCGGAUGGGUUACUAACUACAUCGCAAACAUUUAUAUCAAAGUUCCCAUGCCUCUACCGGAGAGAAAGUUAGAAGGGGACAAAAGAGGAGACACAUUCCGGAUCAUGGAGAGGCUCGACCGGCUGGAGAACGUGGUCAACCAGCACAUACAAGAGACUCCAGGGAGGGGAGAGGACAGUCAGGGAGACUCAUCCUUCUCCGACUCAUCUCUGUUCGCUCACUGGGGUCAGGAGCUCAGUCCAGACAACCGGCGAGUGGCACUGAAGAUGUUCCAGUACUACGGAUACAACGGCUACCUCAGUGAUCGUCUCCCUCUGGACAGGCCGAUCCCAGACCUUAGGCCUGAUGGGUGCAGAAACAUCACCUAUCAUUUAAACCUCCCUCAAGUAAGCAUCGUGUUCAUUUUUGUGAAUGAAGCCUUGUCCGUCAUCCUGAGGUCCAUCAACUCGGCCAUCAGCAGAACACCCUCCCACCUUCUGAAAGAGAUAAUCCUGGUGGACGACAACAGCAAUAACAAUGAGCUUAAGGAGAAGCUGCAGGAUUUCGUGUCUGAGACUAACAGCAGAAGUCCAGGAUUUAUCAAGAUGGUGCGGCAUUCCAAGCAGGAGGGGCUUAUCCGGUCCAGAGUGAGCGGGUGGAGGGCUGCUACAGCCCCAGUCGUUGCCCUGUUUGAUGCCCACGUCGAAUUCAAUAUUGGCUGGGCUGAACCCAUUCUUCAGAGAAUUAAAGAAGAUAGAACCCGAAUAAUCUCCCCAUCCUUUGAUAACAUCAAGUACGACACGUUUGAGAUUGAGGAGUAUCCACUGUCCGCCCACGGCUUCGACUGGGAGCUGUGGUGUCGCUACCUCAACCCGCCCAAAACCUGGUGGCACAAGAGUAACAAGAGUGCACCAAUCCAGAGCCCUGCCCUGAUUGGCUGCUUCGUGGUGGACAGGCUGUACUUCGAGGAGAUUGGUCUGCUGGAUGAGGGGAUGGAGGUGUACGGCGGAGAAAAUGUAGAGCUGGGCAUUAGGGUGUGGCAGUGUGGCGGCAGUGUCGAGGUCCUGCCUUGUGCUCGUAUUGCCCACAUAGAGCGCGCUCACAAACCCUACACGGAGGACCUGACGACUCACGUGAGGAGAAACGCCCUCAGAGUGGCAGAAGUUUGGAUGGAUGAGUUUAAGAGCCACGUGUACAUGGCCUGGAAUAUUCCAAUGGAGGACUCUGGGAUUGAUAUCGGCGAUAUCAGCGAGAGGAAGGCUCUGAGGAAGAGGCUGCGGUGUAAAACUUUCCGAUGGUAUCUGGUCAACAUCUACCCUGAGAUGAGGAUGUACAGCGACACCAUCGCCUACGGAGUGCUGAAAAACUCUCUGAAGAUCGAGCUGUGUCUGGACCAGGGGCCUGACAACGACAAUGUGCCCAUCCUGUACCUCUGUCAUGGGAUGACACCUCAGAAUGUGUACUACACAAGUACUCAGCAGCUCCACAUUGGGCUCCUCAGUCCCACCGUCGACGACGACGACAACAAGUGCCUGGUGGAUGUGAACAGCAGACCGCGCCUCAUUGAGUGCAGCUAUGCUGCAGCCAAACGCAUGAAGCUCCACUGGCUCUUUUCUCAGGGAGGAUCCAUUCAGAACAGGAAAUCAAAGAGAUGCCUAGAGCUUGUGGCGAGCACUGACAAUGAGUUUGGCUACCAACUGGCUCUGCAGAAAUGCACUGGACAGAAAUGGUUCAUCACAAAUGUUCUGUUUAGCGGCUCUUUAUGAUCGACUGCUGAAAAGGACGCUGCAGUGAAAAGCACACAGGAAUGGAAAUAUGAGUGGGUACUUUUAUGUUCACGUGUAAGUGCAAGAUGUUGUUUUUUUAGCGUGUGAAAGGAUUUGAAGGAGGAGUCCACAGAAGAGUGGGCACAGUUUGACAUCAUUUGCGACUCCACAGUGUCCUCUGAUGAGCAGUCGACAUCACAUCGUAAAUGUUAAACAUUUUAUGUUGCCUACAGGAUCAGCCAUAGUUGGCCAAUAUUUUGCAGGUUUGACGUAUAAUAUAUUUAGUAUAUUUUGUGGUAAAUCUGGUACAGUCAGAUAUUGGUUGACUAAAAAGAAGUAUUGGGUCCAAUAUGUUUUCUACUGAUCAUUACUGCUACUGUGUAGCAAGCUUUCUCAAUCUGUUUCUGCUGUAAUUAUUUGAUUUUAAUGUCUCAGGUUUCUAGGUUUAUUAUGAUGUUCAGCUGUACAGAUGUGGGGCAAGGUGGGAUACAUCAGAAAAUGAUUAUUUUCUAAGUGUAAAUAUUUGAAAUAUUUGUAAUAAGUAACAGUAAAACCUGUUGUAACUACUGA